AUGAGCACCCAACACCGGAGCACCGCCAAAGGUCAGGUACUGUGCGUUAGCGUACUCAACAAUUAAGUUCAAGGCCAAAAUGACAACGCAGAAGAGCACGAUUGGGCUUACUGAAGACAUUUUUAUCUAAAAAAAAUUUUUUUAAAUCCUGAUAUCAUACAAGCUCGUAUUUUACAAAAAAAAUAAAAUUUAACUGUACAGGCCAAGCCGAGCCAAGACAAGCCAAGUCAAGCCAAGCCAAGCCAAGCCAAGCCAAGCCAAGCCAAGCCAAGCCAAGCCAAGCCAAUCCAAGCCAAGCCAAGCCAAGCCAAGCCAAGCCAAGCCAACCCAAGCCAAGCCAAAUCAAGCCAAGCCAAGGCACAGGCAAGGUACAGGCAAGGCACACGGCAAGGCACAAGGCAAGGCACAAAGCAUGGCACACGACAAGGCACAGAACAAAGCACAGGCAAGGCAAUUUAA
This is a messenger RNA of Bursaphelenchus okinawaensis, 459 nucleotides long. Lineage: Eukaryota; Metazoa; Nematoda; Chromadorea; Rhabditida; Aphelenchoididae. The record is from the annotation of a GenBank genome assembly.